AAGCGAUUCAUUCAGUUGGAAAGAAUCGAGCAAAAAAUCAACGAAUUUCAUCUGCUCAAGCCUAAAAAAUGACUUUAGCGGCCGCUUUCGUUCCUGGUAAGUCUGUUUGGUAGUUCAUGAAAUCAACCCAAAGAUGAAAGGAAACAUCACUACUAAGCUAUGCUACUAACUUCAGUCUUUCCCUAUUCCUUGAAUCCUGAGGUUUCUAAACAUUGAUGAAGGAAAUUGUGCAGUUGAAGAAAUAAAUCUGAUUUUGAAAGGCUGACUUUAUUUUUGGUAUAACUUCCAAGAGUGAAAUGCAAACGAAGUAGCAUGAACAAGGCCAUCUGGGCUAAUAGUUUCGCCGUUUCUUGAAGUGCUUUUUCCUUAAAAAAUAAAUUAAAAACUCGAUAUACAGAGAUAUUGACUAUUCUGCUUCUUACAUUGAGUCUCACAACUUGUUUUGUCAUCGAAUAUACAUUACUGUUACUAUGGCUUCCAGAAAGAUUGUACUAAAAGAGUUUCUUUCGCCUAGUUCUAUUCAUAAAUUACAGGCCCUGUUUCAAGGAAAACUUCCAGAACCUAAAAGUUCUUCUGGUUUACAAAGUCAGUCAUUUGUUGAACUUGCACAGCAUUUUGUUUACCUGAACAGUGCUUCCUCAGAAACCAAUUUGGAUUCAGACGGCUACGAGACCAUUUAUGCUCCAUACGGAAAGCCUCUGAGGUAUAAGCAUCGUCUUUGGCUGCAUGGGGUCCUGAAGUUUCAUGCACCGCUUCGAUUGUUUCAGGAAGCUGAAUGCCAUGAAAUCGUACACACGAAACCGAUAAGUCAAAAGAAAAGACAAGUGUCUAUGGCAGAGGAUUAUGAUCCGACAUUAAAUCCCCUUCCUACACAGGUUCUAGUUGAAAGAAAAAUUUACGAUCAACAACAGAAUCUAUGCUUAGAAGAAGAUCGUACCUUGUACUAUACAAACAAGGAUUACCUGACUGAUGAAAAUAGGAUUACUAGCAAAUAUCCUUCGAAAAAGUCUUGGUCAUUUACUCCUACGGAAAUCAUGGUAUUUCGAUAUUCAUCUCUAAUGUUCAAUGCUCAUUUCAUUCAUUGGAAUAGACCAUAUACAACAUCCGUGGAAAAAUAUCCUAAUCUUAUAAUUCCGGGUCCGUUGCUCAUAACAGCCAUGGCUAAUUUCUUUAGAUUUUCAUACCCAGAGUUGAGUAAAAGGGUUCGCCAAUUUGACUACCGUCUUUUAGCCCCCGCAUUUGUUGGUACUCCUAUUCGUGUUUGUACGAACGAUACAGCUAGUGUUUGGUUAGAAAGCGAAUCUACGAAGAAUUACCCUACUCUAUUAGCAAAAGGAAGAUUUUCUUUUGUUUCUGCGUAGGCAAGUAUCACUUACAAGCAACUGCUACAAAUAAAGCGUACACUGUUAACAACUCCAACAAUUACGGCUUCCUUAAAAGUUUCAACCUUGCUUUAGUAACAAUUUAGCUUAUCAAAAUCAAAUUUCAACAUUAUUUUUCUUUAAUAUUAUUAUUAAUAACCAAUGAAUUAAUUCACACCA
Schizosaccharomyces cryophilus OY26 is the source of this 1541-nucleotide messenger RNA. Its product is annotated as 3-hydroxyacyl-ACP dehydratase Htd2. The coding region runs from base 471 to 1361 and encodes 296 amino acids. The record is from RefSeq and is a predicted model, not a curated record. NCBI's taxonomy places the organism in Eukaryota, Fungi, Ascomycota, Schizosaccharomycetes, Schizosaccharomycetales, Schizosaccharomycetaceae. Gene Ontology annotation, cellular component: mitochondrion. Gene Ontology annotation, molecular function: (3R)-hydroxyacyl-[acyl-carrier-protein] dehydratase activity. The transcript has a single exon.